CUCGUUGCCUAUUGCUCUUGCUCUCCUGACCACGCACCACCACUAAGACAACGUAUUGAACUCAAGUUUGAGCUGCUUCUCCUGACUCGCUUCUGCUUUGUUGAUGUUGCCGCGCUAGUGUUUGCUCCAGUCGCAUCUCCUGAAGCCAGACUCUCUGUCUAUGCUCCUGCUUCUAUUCCUAGCUUCCUUCCAUCAAACGCUCUCUUUGCCAAUUUGCUAGAUUACCGCACAACCAGCUGCUGACCAGCCUGCUACAAGACCGUUGCAGAUGAGCUAUCCACCUAGAGCUACACCUCUCUACGAUGCGCCCUGGCCUGACGAUGGUUAUGAUGAGCCUACACAACAGCUCAGUAUGCCCGUUCCUGGUGCUUGGCAAACGAUGCAUGAAACCAUGUACCCGCCGCCAUUGCCAGUACGCUCGCCUCCACCUGUUGCUCCAAUGACACAGUCGACUGCUUGGCCGCCUCUCCAACCAGCACCAGCACCAGUGCCAGCGCCAGCGCCAGCACCAGCAGGGCCAGCUCAACCGGCCGUCACGUAUCAUGGUCGACCCCUGCCAUCACUUUGUGUGCCUUUUACCUCGCCACACUCUCAAGCACUCCUACAACAAGCCAUGCAAGAUGGUCUAGCGCGGAUUUAUUUCCCACUAGCAGGACAAUACCUGACGCAAUCUGAACCUGCGUUUUGCGGACUUGCUACGUUAUGCAUGAUUUUAAAUGCAGCGAAUAUUGAUCCACGACAGACGUGGAAGGGUGUUUGGCGAUGGUACACAGAGACCAUGUUGAGUUGUUGUCGACCGCUUGCUACCAUUGAGAAGCAAGGGAUCACGAUGGCUGAAUUUUUGUGUUUAGCACGGUGUAAUGGGUUGGAUGCCUGGGCACGCAGUGUGGAUGCACAGCAAGGCUUGACGAUACAGGAACUUGAACGGGAUAUGAUGGCGAGUUGUAGGAGUGAGGAUCUGUUUAUGGCAUUGAGCUAUGGACGCAAGGCUUUGGGACAAACGGGUGAGGGACAUUUCUCACCGUUGGCUGCGUAUUGCAGGGAUGCCGAUGGUCAAGCUUGGUGUCUGGUUUUGGAUGUUGCGAGGUUCAAGUAUUGCAGUUACUGGGUGACGCUUGAAUCGCUCUUUGAAGCAAUCUGUACGAAAGACCCAGAAACCGGUCGUGCACGCGGCUACUGCCUCUUGUCGAAAAGUACAGGAGCAAGUAAUUCCUGCCAGGCUGUUGACUUUCGAGAGCCAGCAAUUGUGCAUAUCAGCCUGGACAAGAAUCAGGCGCGUCAGCUGUUCAGUAUUCCUGGUCUUGCUGCAUCACGCACUGUUCGGGAGCUGAAGGGCAAAGCAGCUGAUCUGAAGGCCUUUAGUGGGUGUAUCAGCUUGGUUCCCUUGGAAGCGUAUAAGCAGCACCCUGAGGCAGCUGAGCGUGUGGAGGAGCAGCAGCGUCAACUACGGAACAGUGGGUGGUCGAUGCAGGAUUUGUUUUAUGCUGGGUUGGUGGAACACCUCAACAGCCGUGUUGGGAGGUAUGUUCUAGUCUAUGAUUCUAUGUGA
Messenger RNA from Protomyces lactucae-debilis, 1549 nucleotides. RefSeq names its product Phytochelatin synthase-domain-containing protein. The transcript has 2 exons. Gene Ontology annotation, molecular function: glutathione gamma-glutamylcysteinyltransferase activity; metal ion binding. NCBI's taxonomy places the organism in Eukaryota, Fungi, Ascomycota, Taphrinomycetes, Taphrinales, Protomycetaceae. The record is from RefSeq and is a predicted model, not a curated record. Bases 269 to 1549 code for a protein of 426 amino acids. Gene Ontology annotation, biological process: detoxification of copper ion; cellular detoxification of cadmium ion; response to metal ion.